This is a messenger RNA of Cynoglossus semilaevis (tongue sole), 5965 nucleotides long. RefSeq names its product dnaJ homolog subfamily C member 16-like. The transcript has 15 exons. NCBI's taxonomy places the organism in Eukaryota, Metazoa, Chordata, Actinopteri, Pleuronectiformes, Cynoglossidae. The record is from RefSeq and is a predicted model, not a curated record. The coding region runs from base 300 to 2732 and encodes 810 amino acids.
GGGGAGAUGACUUUUAUUUUGAAAUUCACAACUGGAAACAGACGAUACUCUAAAAUUACAUAUGUUCAACCUUAGCUACGAAAAUGCUUGACUGUCUGUCUUGUAGUCAAGCCACAGAUCAUAUGAAUUAAACACUACCUCGACGUUUGCAGUCAGUGACAACGUAAAUAGACGAGCACACGUAAACAUGUAAGAGCGUAAAUCGGUGUAUUCGUCGGUUACAGAAGAACACCACUGCCGUUUUCACCGGGUUGCAGUGUAGCUAGUUAAUUGACGUUAGCUUCGGACCAGGACGAGCAAUGACGGCCAGGAGGAGAAGCACCCGACGUUGUGGCAUAUUUCCGGCCCUACUAGCCGUGUUUGUGAUUGUUUCAAGUGUGCACUUGGCAAAUGCAGCGUCUGAUUAUGACCCUUAUAAAAUCCUGGGUGUCAGCAAGGGUGCCAGUCAAGCAGAAAUUAAACGAGCGUACAAGAACCUAGCCAGAGAAUGGCACCCGGACAAGAAUAAGGACCCAAAAGCUGAGGACAUGUUUAUCAAGGUUUCUAAGUCAUAUGAGAUUUUGUCUAAUGAAGAGCGAAGGGCCAACUUUGACCGUUACGGACAGAUGGAUGAGAACCAGCCCUUCGGUCACUCCCAGCACCAAGGCUACCGCAGCUUCCAUAACAGUUUCUACUUUGACGAGUCUUUCUUCCAUUUCUCCAGGUCCAGGGACUUUGCAGACAGCAAGUACCUGCUUCACCACGCACACUUUAACAGCGACGUACUUCCAGACAGCCUCAAAAGGCCAUACCUGAUCAAAGUGACCUCUGAGUGGUGCUUUGCAUGCAUCCACAUUGAGCCUGUGUGGAAGGAGGUGGUGCAGGAGCUGGAGCCAUUGGGUGUUGGCAUUGGUAUUGUGGACCUGGGUUAUGAGCGUCGCCUGGCCAAGCAGCUGGGCGCCCACCGUGCUCCCUCCAUCAUUGGGCUGUUGAACGGCAGGGUCACCUUCUUCCAUCAGGCCGUGGUACGAGAACACCUGCGGCAGUUCAUUGAAGACCUGCUGCCACAGAAACUGGUGGAAAAGGUGACUGAUAACAACUACAAGGUCUUUCUGAAAAACUGGCAGAUGGAAAAUAAGCCCCGAGUUCUCCUCUUUGACCAGGUCCCAGUUGUUUCACUGCUUUACAAAUUAACAGCGUUCGCCUUCAGAGACUACGUGCGAUUCGGGUACGUGGACCAGGGCGACAUGCACUCCGAUCAGAUCACAGAGGAGUUCAACAUUAACACCUACGCCCCCACCAUGCUGCUGUUUAAGGAGGACACAGAGAAGCCUGUGGACGUCAUCCAGGCCAGGGGACUAAAGAGACAGAUCAUGGAUGAAUUUGUCUCCAACAACAGGUUCCUGCAGGUACCGCGACUGGUCAACCAGCAGCUUUUUGAUGAACUGUGUCCAAUCAAGCAGUUCCACCGAAGAAGGAAGUACUGUGUGCUGCUGAUCACAGGAGACGACCCAGCCUUUCUCCCAGGAAACAAAGCUUUCCUUGACUUUGCUUCGGCUAACAGUAAAGAGGUGCUGCGUUUUGCAUACGUCUACCAACGUCAGCAGCAGCCUGUGUGCCAAGCGCUGCUCCACAAUCAGGUCUCACUCUCACCUCAGGUGGUGAUUCUUGAGAGGCGGAGCCAGGCUGGGAAGGUGCUGUUCCGCUCUUUGAGUGGCGGCUGGAACGGCAGCGAGGAAGACAAGUACCGCCUCCAUGAACAGCUGGAACUCCUGCAGAAGGACCCCGCCUACCUGAGCUCUGAUGCCACCCUGCCUGAACUCAUCAAUGAGAUGGCACCUAUUUUUAUCAUUCGCUGGAUGAACGCAGCCUAUGAUUACGUCAUUCAAGUAUAUGAUGAUCUUCUUUAUUCAAACUGGCGGGAGAUGAUGCCCAUUCUGUCCUUGAUCUUCUCAGCUCUCUUCAUUCUUUUCGGCACCGUCAUCAUUCAGGCCUUCAGUGAGCCCGGGGAAAACAAGCCACGCAAACCAAAGCCUCAGGAGAGUCAACAGACUGAAGACGAUGCAUCAAGCAGAGCCAGUUCCUCAAGUCGUCCUCCCAAAAAGGACUUUGUGGAAGUGACAGAACUGACUGACGUUACCUACACCAGUAAUCUGGUCAAACUGAGGCCAGGCCACAUCAAUGUUGUUUUGGUGCUCACCAACAACUCCAAGAAUGCCUUGCUCAGGAAAUUUGCUAAAGAGGUUUUCUCUUUCUCUGGAUCCCAGACCCUCCACUUCUCUUUUCUCAACGCCGACAAGCAUUGCCAUUGGAUGCCAUCCUUACUCCACUCAGCCUCAGACGCUGCAGAGAGUGAGGGCCGUUCAGAUGAAGACGAGGACCCUUCAGAUUACUCUGGACACGUCCUGGCCCUCAACGGUUACAAGAAGUACUUUUGCCUCUUCAGACCGGUCUUCACAGGCGACGAUCCCGCCGACUCCUCCUCUGGGACCUCUCACUCCUCCGACACCAGGAGAAAGUCCAGGUCCAGGUCAAGGUCCAGCUCUCACUCUAGAUCCCGGUCUCAUUCCAGGGAAGACGGCACAGGCUCAAGGAAAAGCUCCAGCAGAGCCACAACCUUAGAAGUCCACCAUAAGCUUGACAGACUGGGACUGUGGAUGGAAAGGCUAAUGGAGGGAACCCUACCCAGAUUACACGUCCCCGCUUGGCCUUCCCUCGACACCACUCACGUCUCCUCUUCUUCCUCCAGCUGAAGUGAAAGUAAGAUUGUAGUAAGAUGGUAGCACGUACACUUGACGACAGUCUCUUCUUUCUAAACUGUUGCUCCUCUGUCAUGGAACAAUGGUUGACCUUUCCCGUAGACCCAAACAGCUGAAAAUAUGUGGCUUAGAGUACCUUUAAAACUGAAAAUGUGUAAGACCAAGCUGAGUGACUUCAUUCUGUGUCUUCGCUAUGGAGACAAAUGACAAAAAAAAUAAAGAAAAAAUUAAGGAAAUUAAAUAACUGUUUUUUUGUGAUGAGGACACAUGGCAGUUUAAUGUAAAAAAGAUUUCUUUACAACCCCAAGAUUUAAAUUGAGUCUAAUGUAAAAAAGGGAGUCUGUGAUUGGCAGCUUUAGUUGGUGCUUUGUAUGUUAAUAAGAAAAAGAGUUGAAAAAAUAUAUAAAUGUGAAAAAGAAAUUUGCUAAUUUGCUUUAGGGGCUAAAAAUGCAUAAUUUUUUAAAAAAUUUUUAACAAGCCCAGCUCUACGUGUUCGCUUGUUUAAAUACAUUAAUAUGGACAAAUGAGACCCGGCCGUUUUUCCUGCUGUUUAUGUAACAGUUUAAAGAAGAAUAGCUGUUAAUUGUUGUGGUUUAGAUUUUUGCUGCUUUAAAAUGUGAGUCACACACACACACACACACACACACACACACACACACGUGUUCUGCUACUGUAAUGACAUAUUAGCUCAAGGAGCCAAUCCAUAUGAAGAAGAUCAUGUUACUGAUUUUAUUUUUUAAAUAAAUAUAUAUAUAUAUAUUGAAUAAAAAUAUAUACAGUAUAUAUAUAUAUAUAUCUACUCUACAUGCUUCCACACACAUAUGGGUGGUAUGUUCAUUUUCUUAAUGUAACCCUUAAUCCCUUAAUUUUACACACUGGACCUUUAAAACAUAACCAAAACAGCAACAGUGGUUACGUGUCCAAGAAAAGUCUUAAAUUUUCCAUUUUCUGUUCUUUCCGUCAUAAACUGAAUAUAAGAAAUGGAAAAGCUCUUCAUCUGGACAAACAGCAGAAAUAACUUCGCCACAAGUUAAAUUUAGAUACAUGUACUUUGUUGAUCCCAGGCUGGGAAAUUACAGAACUGGGUAACGCCCUUGUUGACACUCUCCAUGGAAAUCGUUAGUAAAAGGCUUAUAGGACCUGCUGAGAAGAGUGGACUGAAUUAUUACAUUUAUUUCCUUAUAUAAUGGAUUUUAUAUACAUUUAACAAAAAUUAAACAUGAUGUGACAUAAAAGAAGGGUCUACAACAGACACAUUUGGUACACAGCUGCUUUAGUAUUGUAUAUUAAAAAAUGCAUUUGAUUUUCAUUGGUUACAUUAAGCAUGCAGAGAAUCUCGGUCGCAGGGAAGCGUUCCAUCCUCAUUUAGGAACCUGCUCUGAGCUGGGCUCUGGUUGUUCUUUAACCUAACAGAGUAUGCUUCAUUUUCCUGGUUUACAAAAACAUUUUCUGGCGUCUUCACGACAUUGUGUGAUGCGUGGACUUCUUAGCAUUUGAUCGGCUGAAAAAUGCUGACAGGAUUGAUGUUGGUCAUCAGCUGUGUUUCCCAACCUUUUAUGGCCACAGCCCAUAUUCCCCACAGCACACCACACACAAAAAAAUACAACAAAAAGUAUAUGUAAUGAAUUUUACUGAUCAUCUAGUUUCACCCCACUCAGAAUUUACUUACUAGGUCUGUUUAGUUGAAAAUUACGCUGAUAUACUCACAGGAAUUAAAGAAAGACACACUCACAGAACAGCUGUGAGUCUAUAAUUUUCUUUAGUUUGUAAUAAAUUACAGACCAGUUGGUUAAAAUUAGGGAAUUUUCGUGGGCGCAGCACAGUGGUUGAGAAUCGCUGGUCUCCAGUUCCACCUCACACUGAACAUACCAAAAGGUGCGACCAUCGUCUUUUGGAAAGUAUCUGACACUUAGCAUUGGAGACAACAAGCUCUCUGAUCACACACAAAUAAAUGACCGUUGGACAGAUGUUAUUAAAUGGAUGAGAAGAGUCUUCUGCAAAGACCUGUUGUAUCUUCCUGACUUUCUUGUGGUUGACUAUGACCGUGUUUGUUUCAUAAUCUAUUGAUCAGUCAGCAGGUAGUGAGCCAGCGUGAGAUGUGUGUUGUUUGGAAAAUAAAUAAAGCUUGCGCUGAACCUACUGGUGAGAGGCCUUUGACACAUAUUUGACCUUUGGAAUUAAGCCCCAGUGAUAACGUUUGAGUCUGAGUUCAUCCAGGUUAUUGGCCUGUAUUAGGCAAUUACUGGGUUUCAGGUGUAAACAAGGGUUCGCCCCAAUAACAGACUGACAACCACAUAUAACGUCUUCCAUACGUGUGGGUGACUGUUACCCAGGUCAGAUCUGGCUUUCUGAUGAUUUUCUGAUGAAGUUUUUUUUUUGUUGAGUAUGCUGAACUUUUGCCAUCUUUUAUUUAUUUGCUCAUUCAUUUUGUAGUGUGUUUUUGUAUCUUUUACUAAUUGUCUGAAUCAAAGAGAACCUUUAAUGCUUCUCCUCCUCCAACAUGUACCCCCCCCCCCCCCACACACACACACACCUUAAAACAAUUGAAUGCAUGGAUUAAGUAGACGUCAAACACUUAGAAAUGCUAGGUGAAUUUACACUGACUGUGUUAAUCUUUUCUGACUUCAUUAAAUGAUUAAUUUAUGUCUCGAGGAGUCGGAUGUGACGCUGUAGCUCAAUGUUUUUUUCCUUGGUACCUGCUUCAGACUUCACAUCAACCUCCCACUGUAAGAAUGAAUGAAGUGUAACUUAAAAAAGAAAGUCAUUUUAAUGAUUUAUUCAUUAAAAUUUGUUGAUGGAUUUCUCUGGUAUUUGUAUUUUUUUUUUUCCAAAGCUAAUGAAUACAUUUUCAGCAAUUUGCAACAAAACCAGUUACAUGUUAAUGCACGUCAAUGAUUGACUGAAGCUCAUGUUAUUUGGGGAAGUGUUGGCUUAGUGGUUAAAGCUAAAGCGGACUUGGGUCCGGAAGGCUUCAGGUUCGAGUCCACCAGCUGCCAAGUUGCUACUGAGGUGCUCUGAGCCUGGCACUGUCCCCACACACUGCUCCCCGGGCGCCUAAAGCUGCCCACUGUUCACUUUGGUGAUGGGUUAAAAACAAAGGUCACAUUUGGUUGUGUGCAGUGGUGUCCUUUCCUUCCUUCCUUUCCUUAGCAACAGCAUUUAAAAAAGACAUAUACAAUGAAAAUGUCAUAAGGCAAGAAGACUUCAGCAUAAUUAUUAGUAAAGCA